CUGAAACUUUAAACCUCCCUCCUCUAGCAAGGGUAGGAUGGUCUGUAACUAGGUUUGAAGGUCUUACCUCAACAAAGUUUCAUUGGGAUUCAAAUAAAUAUGGGAAUUUUGUCCGCCUCAUGACAGAAACAGAAGGCAAGGUAGGGCAUAUAUUUAUUCCGGCUGGCCUGAAUUCUGAGGGCAUUUACCUUUUUGUCAAAGCUAUCAAUGAUGCUGUAAACUUUAAAGGGGAGAUGCAAAUGAAGUCUCCAGCAAAUGACCUAGAAUACGAGGGACCAAAUAAGGGCACAAAACCCAAAGAGGGAGAGGAAAAUUCAAGAAUGACAAAGUGGGGUGAUGAAGCUGAAGAAGAAGAGAGGGUUGCAACGAAGCCUUCUAUCUCCUCAGAGCUGCUUGAACUUGAUAUUGGGUUGGCAACAAGGAUAGUUGACAGAUCAGAACAGGGUCAGAACUUUAAUUCAGAAAUGAAAGAAGAGGUCAGUGAGGAGGAUUUAGAUACUGAAAAACUUUUCCAACCAGUUUUUGAGGCAUACUUUGAUGCACUCUUUAAAGCAGCAGUGAAUCAAUUGAAAGAGGCAUUAGCAAAGAAAGAGCUAUUGGAAAAUCUCAAAAAGGGUUUACUUCAAAACCGACAAGGAAAAGCUUCGAGGGCUACUAGGGAAACUGUUAGAAGCAUGGAGAUUGUUAACUUAGUUAACAUCGAGGGAGCUAAAUAUCCUGUCUUCUUAUCCUGUUCUAAUGAAGAUAAAGAUAUUGUUCUUGAAUUUCUCUCAGGUCUAGAGGGUCUCCCUCUUCACCUUUUUGAACCCAAUGCCCUUUUUUCUAUAGCUAACCUGGUGGGUCUCCCCCUCCAAAUGGAUUCUGCCACAGUGGACCUUACAAGACCCUCCGUGGCAAGGGUGUGUGUCGAAUUGGACCUGACUAAAGAUAUGCCUAAAGCUGUUUGGAUUCACCUUGGUCAAUUAUCCUUCCUCCAGCCUAUUACAUACGAAGAUUUGCCUGAGUAUUGUAUUUCUUGCCGGGCUAUAGGCCAUAAAAAGUGCAAAACUCAUAGGAAAUCUUCUAGAUGGUUUAGGAGGGAGGGUAAGCUGUCUAGCAGAAGCUUGAAUGAUUCUAUAAAAGUUUUGGUUCCUGAAUCUAGCGAAUUGGGUGCUAAUUCUGUUAUUGCCCAUAAUGCUCCUAAUCAUGCUGUUGAUAUUUCUGCUGCUCCGAGUUUUGCUGAUGCUACUUUUGCUAUUCCUAACUCUUCAACUAAGACUCCUGUCUCUACUGAUGCUUUACUUGAAGGUCCUUUUCCUCUUGUACAAACCUGCAGUGAUGAAAAUGAGCAGGCUAAGGAUCCUACCAUCCUAAUUGGAAAAAUACAAUGCACCAAGGAUGCUUCACUACCUGUUCCUAUUGUUGCUGAAAAUCUAUUGGGAAAGGAUGUUUCAAUUCCAACUGAUCCCCUACUGCCUGGUCCUGUGGUUGCUGAAAGUUUCCUGGGAAAAGAUGUUGCAAGUCCAACUGAUCCCGCGCCACCCCUAACUGUUUUUGAGGAAAGCACUGUACUCCACAGCCCCCCCUUCGUCCCUUUACCUGAAGUUGUCCACACACCCGUCCCCUUAAUUGCAGAUUCAAAUGUCCCUGAUGCUUGUGAUGCACACAGUACACUCCGAAAGGAUAGACUGGAUGGCUCACAUGACAAUUCAGUUUGUGGGGAUGAUGAAAUUAUUUCUGACCCACAUUCCCACUCAAAACCGUUUUGUAUUGUUAACUGACCCGAUGAUUAUUGAGAUUUCUGAACAGUUUUUUAUAAUAGGAAUAGAAGACUAUGUUGUAACAGUAGUCUAUGAAUUAAGGAUAGAACUGUUU
Molecule: messenger RNA, 1854 nt
Organism: Cuscuta campestris
Lineage: Eukaryota; Viridiplantae; Streptophyta; Magnoliopsida; Solanales; Convolvulaceae
Source: the annotation of a GenBank genome assembly